Messenger RNA from Helianthus annuus (common sunflower), 609 nucleotides. RefSeq names its product high-affinity nitrate transporter 3.1-like. The coding region runs from base 1 to 609 and encodes 202 amino acids. The transcript has 2 exons. Lineage: Eukaryota; Viridiplantae; Streptophyta; Magnoliopsida; Asterales; Asteraceae. Gene Ontology annotation, cellular component: plasma membrane. Gene Ontology annotation, molecular function: nitrate transmembrane transporter activity. Gene Ontology annotation, biological process: nitrate transmembrane transport; response to nitrate. The record is from RefSeq and is a predicted model, not a curated record.
AUGGAGGCUCCAGCUGGUUUCUUGGUUGUUUCUCUUCUGCUCUCUUGCUUUGUGGCUACUAGCUAUGGUGUAUACUUCUCGUCCCUUAACCAGACUCUUAUAGUGACUGCAACAUUCACCCAAGGCAAAGUCCUCAAGGCUGGGGAAGAUCAAAUCACAGUGUCAUGGAGAUUCAACCAGACCUACCGAGCUGGGACAGAUUCGGACUACAAGACCGUAAAAGUCAAACUUUGCUAUGCACCCAUUAGUCAAAAGGACCGAUCUUGGAGGAAAACAGAAGACCGUUUGAAGAAAGACAAGACCUGCCCACACAAGAUUGUGGCUCGCCCAUACACCGCUUCAAACAACACAUUUACAUGGACUGUCGAGAAAGAUAUACCUUCUGGAGUAUAUUUUGUGAGGGCCUAUGCGCUUAAUGCUCAUGAACAAGAGGUGGCGUACGCCCAGACCACAAAUGUUCAGAAAGAUAAAAACUUGUUCCAGAUCCAAGCAAUCACAGGUCGCCACGUGUCACUUGAUAUUGCGUCGGUCUGCUUUUCUGCUUUCUCCAUAGUCUCAUUGGCUGGUUUCUUUUACAUGGAGAAGAGGAAAGGAAAGUCAUCUCAAUAG